Messenger RNA from Saccostrea cuccullata (small rock oyster), 2907 nucleotides. RefSeq lists its product as uncharacterized. Gene Ontology annotation, cellular component: nucleus. Gene Ontology annotation, molecular function: DNA binding. NCBI's taxonomy places the organism in Eukaryota, Metazoa, Mollusca, Bivalvia, Ostreida, Ostreidae. The record is from RefSeq and is a predicted model, not a curated record.
AUGGGAAGAACUAAGAAACGCAAAGAAAUCUGGACCCCAUCUAAAAGUCCGGCACAAAGACUUGCAGCCAAAGUUUCCAGGAAAUAUAAAUCGCCACACAAGACUGUUAGGAAAGCUUUAUAUCAGGUGAAUCAAAAUAAGUUGUCAAUAAGAAGAGCAGCAUUAGAAAACAAUCUCUCUUUUUCUUUUCUCCAAAGAAGAACAUCAGGAAAAGUAGAUGUUGACAGUAAAAGAGGUCCAAAGCCUGUGUUUAAAAAAGCCGAGGAGGAAGCAUUUGCAAAUUAUUUGUCUGAAAUGGCACAGAGAGGAAUGGGGUUACGUCCAACAGAGUUUCUAGACUUCAUUGAAAAUAUCAUGAAAAAGGACAAAAGGGAAAAUCCAUUUAAAGACGACAGGCCUAGUUGGGAUUGGUAUUAUGGAUUUUUAAGGCGAAACAGUCACAUAAUUCAAAAAAGAACUGAAACACCUCUGGAAAUCUCUAGAGCCAAGGUGACUGUGAAAGAGAUUGAUGACUGGUUUGAUAAAUAUAAAAUAUUUAUGUCUGACAAUCAUCUCCUGGACAGACCUGAGAGAGUAUAUAAUGCAGAUGAAACUGGAUUUACAAUGGGAUCCAAAUCUGGUCAGGUGAUAGGUCCAGCCAAAAAGGUAAAUGCCGCUCCAGUUCCACAUGUAUCAGGGGGGAAGAGCAAAGAGAGAGUUACUGUGAUGUACUGUGCAAAUGCUGUGGGCACAAUAAUACCUCCAUUUUUUGUGUUUUCUAAGCCCAAACCAGCUUCCUAUGACUUAUUGGCUGGUUCACACAGACAAGCUCAUGCAGAAUUUACAGAGAAGGGUUGGAUGGAUGCAGAAACUUUCAGAAAAUUUAUAGAGCAUCUUCAUAAUCAUGCCGUGAAAGAGAGACCAAUUGUUUUACUAAUUGAUAGCGUAGGGAGUCAUGUUGACAUGGAAUCCUUUUCUAUGGCCAAAGAUCUUGGGAUAGAGAUCUACAGAUUAGUGAGAAAUGCAACUCACUUGAUGCAGCCAUUAGAUGUGGGAGUUUAUGGGCCCUUGAAAAAGAGCUGGUACAAACACCUAAGAGCCCAUACCAAACAACAUCCUGACGAUAUGGUACGCAAACAAACCUUUGCAAGACACUUGCAAGUGGCAUUUCUAGAUUUCUACAAACCAUUGACAGUGCAAAAAAGUUUUGCUUCUUCUGGUGUGUUUCCAAUAGACAGAUUUAAGAUUUCAGACUGUAGACUUAAGCCUGCCCUUACAUAUGAAGAAAAAUUAGAUGAAACUUCAUCAUCUUCCAUUGGAAUUCCUCCGAUUCCUUAUGAAGCGCAAUCCACAUCAUCAUCCAUCCCAUCUAAAUCUACAACAUGUAGCACAGAACCAGCCAUUCUGAAUGCUGAAGUAAAUUCAGGCUUGGAUAUUCUUGCCCAAGCAGUUUGUGCACUGGGUAGUGACGAUUCGGUAGAAAAUACUGGUUUGCCUGUACAUGUAUCAAUUCCGGAUGAAAUCUCCCAACAUAUCAAAGACGGACCAACUGUAAAAUUGAAGAAAACAAACAGAAAAAGACUUGCAGAUGAAUUAUCAGACAAUUUGACAUCAACAGACUCUAUCAGGAAGAUGGGCUUAAAGUCAUUGGAAAAAACCAAAAAAAUUGCAUUGAGAGAGAGGAAAGCUAAGGAGAAAUUUCUCAAAUCCAAAGAGAAAGCUAAAAACAUUCACACCCUGCCAUCCAAAAGGAAAGUGAAUAAACCAUCAAAGGGUUCUUCAAAGUCAAAUAAGAGGUUGCUGAAAUCUUCCUCUACUGCAAACCCAAUUCCGUCAUCUGCUUCAACAUCUUCCUUAGCAUCUGAAGUAUGUUUUGUAUGCCAUGCUGAUGAGUCUGAACCAGGACUCUGGAUACAGUGUGAGAAAUGUCAGCGUUGGGAACACAUUGCAUGCAUUCCAGAUGACCAUCCAUGGAAUAGAGAUGCAAUAUCUCAGGAAUCUGUCAUAUUCAUAUGUCAAAUUUGCACAAAUAGUCAAGGACAAUUAUCAGAGCAGCCAAAGAGGGAAAUUUUGCUAAGAAAUUGCGUGAUUAAAGGAUAUCAUGACUUUAAAAUAAAGCCAUUACAGUCCAAUCAAGUACCGCUUAGAGUUGAUAGGGAAUAUACGAAUAUUCAUAAUCCUGAUGCUUGUUUGGUAUGGAUUCCAGAUAAUGUUCCUGCUGAUCUCAAAGAAACAGUUACAGAUGAAAAGAGGGGCCUAAAACUAAAAGAUAUAGAGGGUCUACCCUGUGGACAUGUCCCUAGAGGUUUGGCCAGUGCAUUUAGAUAUGUAAUGGAUGCUGGGGGCGAAAUUUCUGCAAUAGUUACUGGCGUUCCUUCACCAAGUUUCCCACCUUGGCCUCCUAUGCUCGAGAAAGGAGGAGGUGUAGUGAUUCCGUGUACAUACCGAGUAUGUCCAACUAAUUUUCAUAUUGCUUUAACAAUCAUCCAGGAGCAUCUUGAAGUCAUGUCAGAAAAGGAAGUUAUUGAACUUAUUGAGGUGCCCACAUUCUACAAAAAUCUUUUGGAAAUAGUGUUCAUAAUUGAUUUUCGCCUGGUCAAAGGUAUUAGAGAAAAGUACAGAUUGGCUGCUGAAAGGAAGAGUAAAGACAUUUUUGUCAAUGUUCUGACAUCAAAGUUAUUACGAAAAUACCGACUAAAGAAGUAUGCAGCCAAAGCAUUUGGAUUCUCAAGGAAGAGAAAUUUAGAUCACAAAGGGAAUAUGGAAACGCGGAAGGGCUUAUUCAAAAGAAACAGAUCAAGGAUAGAUGAAAUACAGAGAUCAGACAGAUCUUUCCUUCAGCGCGACGAUAACAGCAGGAUAGCACCAGAAAAAGAAAGACUCAAUAACCCGGAACAAAGUAAAGAGACAGAAGCGUUUUUUGAAUGA